CUUGUGUCUUGACAAUCUUUCUGACAUAUUUAAUGGGCACUAACUUCUUCUGGAUGUUCGUCGAAGGCCUCUAUCUCUAUGUCCUGGUGGUGAAAACGUUUUCUUUUGAGGUCAUCAAGGUCCAGAUCUACGCUCUUGUGGGAUGGGGGUUACCUGCCAUUGUUGUUUUCAUCUGGGCUCUCAGUAAAGCUUACUUUUCACCACUCUCAAGUGACACGUUUUUACUAGUAGGGUGUCCAUGGCAGAACAGAGAUAGUUAUGAUUAUAUAUUCAUUGUGCCGGUUAUAAUCGUUUUAUUGGUAAACAUAUUCUUUCUCGGACAGAUCAUGUGGGUUCUAAUCACUAAACUCAGAGCAGCCAGCACGAUCGAACAAAAGCAGUACCGAAAAGCUGCUAAAGCUCUGCUGGUUCUGAUUCCUCUUCUUGGAGUUACAUAUGUCCUGGUCAUUGUAACUCCGACUCACAGAACGGCCCGAAUUGCCUUCACCUACAUUCAGGCUACGUUACUCUCCACCCAGGGUCUGACAGUUUCCAUCUUGUAUUGUUUCCUCAAUGGAGAGGUUCGAAACACGCUCCAUCAACAUUUGGAACGGUGGAGGACAUCCCGAUCGUUGCAGGGUUAUUCUACACGUUGUAGGUUCACCAACAAUAGAGACAGCCCCCGGCUUACUGCUCGUGAACGGGCAGAUAUGGAUUGGACAGAGAAUAGAAAGAACUCUCCCAUACAACUAAAUAGCUAUACAACUGGAGGUGCCUGUACUCGAGGGAAUAGCAACGAAGAGGCUGUUUAGCCUUUUCGAAUAAGAAUUGAGAAAAACCUGAUAAGGAAUAGAAAAUACUAUAAGUAAAUAAAUAAA
Limulus polyphemus (Atlantic horseshoe crab) is the source of this 857-nucleotide messenger RNA. RefSeq names its product diuretic hormone receptor-like. NCBI's taxonomy places the organism in Eukaryota, Metazoa, Arthropoda, Merostomata, Xiphosura, Limulidae. The coding region runs from base 33 to 791 and encodes 252 amino acids. Gene Ontology annotation, molecular function: G protein-coupled peptide receptor activity; diuretic hormone receptor activity; peptide hormone binding. The transcript is spliced from 7 exons. Gene Ontology annotation, biological process: cell surface receptor signaling pathway; adenylate cyclase-modulating G protein-coupled receptor signaling pathway. Gene Ontology annotation, cellular component: plasma membrane. The record is from RefSeq and is a predicted model, not a curated record.